This is a messenger RNA of Onychomys torridus (southern grasshopper mouse), 445 nucleotides long. RefSeq names its product ankyrin repeat family A protein 2-like. The record is from RefSeq and is a predicted model, not a curated record. Gene Ontology annotation, biological process: regulation of gene expression. The transcript has a single exon. Gene Ontology annotation, molecular function: protein binding. Lineage: Eukaryota; Metazoa; Chordata; Mammalia; Rodentia; Cricetidae. Gene Ontology annotation, cellular component: nucleus. The coding region runs from base 38 to 445 and encodes 135 amino acids.
GAAAUGCUCUACCUGGCUACUUGUAUUGAACAAGAAAAUGUUAUCAAUCACACGGAUGAAGAAGGAUUUACUCCCCUGGUGGGCUGCGGCACACAGACAAAUAUCUGUGGUACAGUUCCUACUUCAGAAUGGUGCAGAUCCCCAGCUUUUAGGAAAAGGUAGAGAAAGUGCCCUGUCAUUGGCCUGUAGUAAAGGCUACAUGGAUGUUGUCAAAAUGCUGCUUGACUGUGGAGUUGGUGUAAAUGAGUAUGACUGGAACAGAGGGACACCCUUGCUUUAUGCUGUCCAUGGGGAUCAUGUGAAGUGUGUAAAGAUGCUGUUAGAAAAUAGAGCUGACCCAACAACUGAAACCGACUCUGGAUACAACUCUAUGGAUUUAGCUGUAGCUUUGGGCUACAGAAGUGUUCAACAGGUCAUUGAGUCACAUCUGCUGAAGCUACUCUAA